Diabrotica balteata is the source of this 2723-nucleotide messenger RNA. NCBI's taxonomy places the organism in Eukaryota, Metazoa, Arthropoda, Insecta, Coleoptera, Chrysomelidae. The record is from the annotation of a GenBank genome assembly.
ACUCAUAAGUCAUAACAAAUCAAAAAAUUUUAUGAAUUGUAUUGUGUAGAUUUUUAAUUGUGUGUGUAUAUGUAUUGAAAUAAAAAUGUUAUAUUUUUUAGAAAGUAUUAAUAAUAAUACAGCAUUCUAUCUGAUUAACCAGAAUGUAUUUAUUAUUGGUAGAAAGAAAAGUGAUAUACUGCUGCAAGAAGAUUCUUCCAUAAGCAAACAACACGCUAAAAUUUGCAUUUCAAAUUAUGAAGUGGCAAUUACAGAUUUGGGUUCAAAAUAUAAGACAACAGUUAAUGGUACAGAACUGACACCUAAUGUUGAAGUACAACUAAAAGACAAAGAUACCAUACAUUUUGGUGGACUGGGUAGUAAAUAUAUCUUUAGAAAAAUGAACCUUGUUACUACAGCUACCCAGCAACCUACCACUCAAAAAGAAGCCUUAAAAAAGUAUUUAAGUCAUAUUCAGGGUAAAUAUGUAGAUAACUGGAACGCAGAAUGCACACAUCUUACCGUAGAAAAAAUAAGUUUAACUAUCAAGGUAUUACAUGCGCUGUUAGAAGAUAAACCGACUGUGGAGCCAGGUUUUUGGAAGAAAUUCGCAGAAAAUGUAUCCAAAAAUCUUCGUCCGCCUGACAUUAGUGAUUAUAAUGACCCACCAUUAGUUGAAGGAUUACUUAAUAAGGUUGAGUUCAAAAACGGCAUUGAUAGGAAGAAUCUGUUUAAAGAUAAAAUAUUUUUGUUCACGUUAGAACAGGAAAGAAAGCAAGUAGAACAGUUAAUAUCAAAAGCAGGAGGAUCCUCUGUGGCAUGGGAAAAUAACUGCGAAGAGUUCAAGAGAAUAGCAGCCUCAUCAAAAGAAUUUCUCGUUAUGCAGAGUCGUAAAGAUAUUGAUGACAAAUCAUACAAAGAUAUUAUCAAACUUUUGUCGAAACAAAACAGGCGUACUAUUCCAAUCCAAGAAAUUGCUAUGGCUAUUAUCCGCGGAUCUUGCGAAAAGGAUUGCAAUCCAGAAUUUAAUAGAGUCCAAGAGGUGUUCGCUAGGACCAAUAAGGAACCGAGUCAGCAUAAGCUACUAGCUAAAAAUACCCAAACACAAAAUUCUAUUGCUGAACCGAUUAUAUCAAAGGUUAUUGCUGAGACUUUGGAUCCAGAUCAGUUAGAAGCGCCGCCAAUUCAAAAGAAAGUUAUUCAAGUUCAAGAAAAAGAUGUCGAAGAAGUCGAAACUGAAAAACGAGAUAUUCGCGCAGAAAAACAUAGUGAUCCUGUGAAGAGACUUGCUGCAGACACAGUUGAGAAUAAUCCAUUUAAGAAAAUAAAGUUAGAAAAUAGGGAAAACACUAACAGGUCAAAUGGUAAAGAUAAUGCCGAAUGUUCUAAAGACAAAACCAGCGGAUUCUUGUCUAAGAAACCAACGAGAGAAAAAAGAAAAACUAGAGAAGACAGUGAUUCUGAGGACUCACCACCAGAAAAAAUCACAAAACCGAAUCCGUUUAGUAACUUGGCGCUAACAAAAAGAAGUAACAUUGAAGAUAACCCGUUUUUAUCUUCGAAACAGCAAACAGGGACGUCUAAAUUAUCGUCCGAUAAUCCAUUACUUAGUAUAUUUAGUAAACCAGUCGAUAACACAGAUAAUAUGUUAUCUUGUACCAAAGAUGAACCUCGAGAACCAGAAGAUUAUCGACAUAUAACUAAAGUAUCCGAUGACGGUUCCGGAUGGUACUCAAAGAACAGUUCGUUUCAUAUAAAGAAAGAAGAAAAAAAUGAAUACAGUACAGAACUACAAGAGUUUGUUAAUUUGUUUAAGAAUAAGAUAGUUUUAGAUGUAUUGUCUGAUGUUUCGAUCAGACCGAAUAGUUUUCGUGAUGAAGUCGAUUCUAAGGUCCAAACCAAUGGUAAAAACUUUAAAAAAUUUAAAAAGAUAAAACCUUUACAUCCUCAAAUUACCAUCAUUGGUAACGAAUUCUUCAAAAAUUCACAAUUUGGAGAUACAACAGGAAUACAUGAUUCCAGGAGACGCAUAAUUUACGACUCAGAUGACGAACAACCUUCAAAAUUUAAACAGAGAAAAACAUUAAAGUCUUUUUUGAUAUAAGUGAAAAUUGUUGUAUUUGUUAUUAUUAAUAAAUGUUUUUUUAACUUAUUUAGACAUAAUUCGAGCAAAUAAAAUAGGACGUUGGUUCAACAAUAUAUCUUUAAAUGAACUCACGAGGAGCAAGAUUUAUUUUCAGCUGCAAUUUUUUAGCCCUUUAAAGUGAAGGAUCUCGCACGGGCUCUGCCAAUUAUAAGUGGUGGAGUCAGAAGUUUGGAGCCCGUCAGAUUUUGAGAUUGAAUAGGUUGGUAUUCAAAUUGGAGAAGAAAAAUUUGCAAUAUCUCCGGUUUUAAAAAAAAGUAGAACCAUGAUUCUUUUUUUUUUUUAAUCGGGGUAACUCGACAUAACAUUAACAAUCGAAUAAUUUUCAUUUUCCUGAAAAGUCCGAAAAAAAUUCAAUUUCUAUUUUUUUAAAUUUUUUCCACGCAAUAUCCUCUAUAAAGAUAUCUGGACUUCUUCUGCGUAAUGAUCCCUCAUAAGCCAACUUGAUAAUGUGUUUUUUUUUCUCACAGAUAACCAGAACGGUUUAUCUGUUUUAUUAUUCCCUAUGAAAUGAGUCGCUAACAGUCCUAUUGAAUUGCAACUUUCGUUUUCGUUUCAUCACUCCCAUUUAAUAAUAAUAGGUUAGAAAAGUCUAAAUUUU